CGCUAGUGUGGGCGAGCCGUCCCCGGCACAGACCCCCACCCCCCACCCGGAGCCACCAUGCCCGCGCCCCCGCCUCGCCGCCAGCUUCCCUGCUAGGAGCAAGAAGGGAUGUGGUGAAUGCACCGGCUUCACCGAGCGAGAGCAGGACCCUGCUCGGGCACAGGGCGCCAGGCACACCAUGGCCGACGCAGACGAGGGCUUUGGCCUGGCACACACUCCCCUGGAACCUGAUUCGAAGGAUCUACCCUGUGACUCCAAGCCCGAGAGCACGCUAGGGGCCCCCAACAAGUCUCCGUCAUCCCCGCAGGCCGCCUUCACCCAGCAGGGCAUGGAAGGGAUCAAGGUGUUUCUCCACGAAAGAGAACUGUGGCUGAAAUUUCACGAAGUCGGCACAGAAAUGAUCAUAACCAAGGCCGGAAGGCGGAUGUUUCCCAGUUACAAAGUGAAGGUGACGGGCCUUAACCCCAAAACGAAAUACAUCCUCCUCAUGGACAUCGUUCCCGCGGAUGACCACAGAUACAAGUUCGCAGACAAUAAAUGGUCUGUGACGGGCAAAGCAGAGCCCGCUAUGCCGGGCCGCCUUUAUGUGCACCCAGACUCGCCGGCCACUGGGGCACACUGGAUGCGGCAGCUGGUCUCCUUCCAGAAACUCAAGCUCACCAACAACCACCUGGACCCAUUCGGGCACAUUAUUCUAAAUUCCAUGCACAAAUACCAGCCCAGAUUACACAUUGUGAAAGCAGAUGAAAAUAAUGGAUUUGGCUCAAAAAAUACUGCGUUCUGCACCCACGUCUUUCCUGAGACUGCCUUUAUUGCGGUGACUUCCUACCAGAACCACAAGAUCACCCAAUUAAAGAUUGAGAAUAAUCCCUUUGCCAAAGGAUUCCGGGGCAGUGACGACAUGGACCUACACAGAAUGUCAAGAAUGCAAAGUAAAGAAUAUCCCGUGGUUCCCAGGAGCACAGUAAGACAGAAAGUAGCCUCCAACCACAGUCCUUUCAGCAGUGAGCCUCGAGCUCUGUCCUCCUCGUCCAACUUGGGGUCCCAGUACCAGUGCGAGAAUGGUGUAUCCGGCCCCUCCCAGGAUCUCCUGCCCCCGCCCAACCCAUACCCACUGCCCCAGGAGCACAGCCAGAUUUAUCACUGCACCAAGAGGAAAGCAGAUGAAGAAUGUUCUACCACGGACCACCCGUACAAGAAGCCCUACAUGGAGACGUCGCCCAGCCCCGAGGACCCUUUCUACCGCUCCGGCUACCCCCAGCAGCAGGCCCUGAGUGCCUCCUACAGGACAGAGUCGGCCCAGCGGCACGCCUGCAUGUACGCCAGUUCCGUGCCCCCCAGCGAGCCGGUGCCCAGCCUGGAGGACAUCAGCUGCAACACGUGGUCCGGCAUGCCUUCCUACAGCAGCUGCACGGUCACCACGGUGCAGCCCAUGGACCGGCUACCCUACCAGCCCUUCUCCGCUCAUUUCACCUCGGGGCCCCUGGUCCCCCGGCUGGCUGGCGUGGCCAACCACGGCUCCCCGCAGCUCGGAGAGGGAAUGUUCCAGCACCAGCCCUCCGCGGCCCACCAGCCCGCGGUCAGGCAGUGCGGGCCUCAGACCGGCCUCCAGUCCCCCGGCGGCCUUCAGCCGUCCGAGUUCCUGUAUCCUCACGGCGUGCCGAGGACCCUGUCCCCACAUCAGUACCACCCUGUGCACGGGGUCGGCAUGGUGCCAGAGUGGAGCGAGAACAGCUAAAGGGAGGGCUGCUUCGUCACGGACGUUGGCCGGGGAGAGAGAGAGAGAGCGAGCGAGAGAGCGGGAGACAGACGGAAGCAGAGAGGACCCCCGCGGGAGGCGUUUCUCCGUCCUAUCUAAAUAUUGUGUCUGCCCUCGAGAGCCCUGGACGCUGAUCUAAUCAGUAGCUCGAAACCACAAUUCAGAAAAGGUGACUUUGUUGUUUCAACACUUAAAAAAAAAAAAAAGAAAAAAAAAAAAAACAACAAAAAAACAAAACCAAGAUGCGCCCCACCUGCCACGACCACUCCACGUGUUGGCCGGCCAUGUUCACGCCACCUCCGGGAGUCCUCCGUGAUUCCUUCUUUUGGCCUCCAAAAGGCCUUUGCCUUAUCGAGGGUUUUAGCCUAAAGGUGUGGCUGGAGCCUUUCCUGUCUCAGUGUUAAUGUUGACGUUGUUAUAUAAUAAAUAAUAAUAUAUUUUUUCUUUCAAUUUUCUUAAUGGGACCCAGUCCCUUAUGGGGGGGGGGGGAGGGGGGUAAGUCUGAGGCAAGUGUGUUUCCUAUAUGUACUUGUGGGGGUUCCCCUCACGUACACCACGGCCGGAACCGGAGAUUCGCCACCCUGCCCUUGACUAAGAAAUUACCUACCUCUGCCACGUGAUGUUCUCGAGAAAGUUCCCUACGUCCUGGCCUUUGUCCGACUUUUCCCACCUUGCCGGGCCUUGCGGAGCCCCGCUUGGCCCUUCUUCUUUACCAGCGGGGUCAGCAUAGCGUGGCACUCCGUCUGGCCUCCUAUCUUACUCAGCCCUCCCGUCGUCCCAGCUCUGUCUUUCCAGCCGUCUGUCGCUAAGACGUGGCCUAUAGCUUCCCGACCGGAAAGCUUGCUUUGAAAAACUUAAAAAGCCUUGGGUUACACGCGGGCAGAACUGUGAUAAGCCAGGAGCAAGCUCUGUGCCGACAAGCGUUGCAAAAAGGCCAAAGCAAAUAUUCGUCCUGAUAAAACACAAAGCCAGCCCCAAGCUUCCAAAUGUCCGUCACCGUCGACCCGGCCCGGACGCCACGCGAGGCCCGCCGUUCCUAGAGAAAGGGCGAGACGUGCUCGCCGAUUGGUUUUCUCCAAAGCGAUCAUACCAACGCCAGAUGCCGACACCAAACUGUGGUUAUUGAAAGCAGAAAACAGUAUUAAAAAAAAAAAAAUAAGCGUGUAAGUAAAAUGUUAUUGCAGGGUUCUUCAGAUGUAAUAUUUUACUGGUACUAUUUAUUUAUAAAUAGGAAUUCUAAUUAAGUAAUAACAUGAAAUGAAAUCCAGCAUGGGAGCUGGCCAAGAGCUUUUAAUUUUAUGAAUACUCAAAACCAAGUUUGCGUUUUUUUUUCUCUUUCGAAUGUGCUUUGCUUUCUUGAUUAAAAAAAAAAAAGUUGUUUUUUUUUUU
Panthera uncia (snow leopard) is the source of this 3148-nucleotide messenger RNA. It is a transcript of the gene TBX5, whose product is annotated as T-box transcription factor 5. The transcript has 9 exons. Gene Ontology annotation, cellular component: nucleus. Gene Ontology annotation, molecular function: DNA-binding transcription factor activity, RNA polymerase II-specific; RNA polymerase II cis-regulatory region sequence-specific DNA binding. The coding region runs from base 179 to 1738 and encodes 519 amino acids. Gene Ontology annotation, biological process: cell fate specification; regulation of transcription by RNA polymerase II; pattern specification process. The record is from RefSeq and is a predicted model, not a curated record. Lineage: Eukaryota; Metazoa; Chordata; Mammalia; Carnivora; Felidae.